Messenger RNA from Amoebophrya sp. A25, 1585 nucleotides. The record is from the annotation of a GenBank genome assembly. Lineage: Eukaryota; Dinophyceae; Syndiniales; Amoebophryaceae.
UUUUUCAUUGCAUCAUAAUCACAUGCGCGCCCUCGCAUUCGUUACAGUUCGUAAGAAAGUCACAUGUUCCGUUUAAUGUUAUGCUUGAAGUUACUUAUUCGCUAUAGUGUAGAAUGCCCUCCAUCACAGCCGAAAAUAGUGCGAGCUUGUGCGGGGUUUAUGAGGCUAUCGGUCCAAGGUGAGUCCACAGCCUUGCGCCUGGCGCCCAUCGAUCCUGACCGAUUGGCUGCUUGCGCUUGGCGUAAGUCGUACUCCGCUGGCCCCGUUCGCCUGAGUCUUGGUGUGGGGAGGUCCGCAGACAAUGGCGCCACCUCCAUUCGUCACAGGGGGCGAGGCGCUGCCUCGGGUUGUGACCUGCCGGGGCUGGGUGUCGUCUCGUGGGCCAUGGAGUGUGUGUGGCGAUCCGGCCAUCUGCUGGAACGGCAGCCAAGCAGUGGGUCGUCGCUGGACAGUGCAUGCCCAUCGCGGUCUCGGUCUUUCCUUCAAAAUUGAAACUACAGCAUUUUGCUCCAAGAAAAGAACUUUUGCUGUAAUUUACAAAAGGUCAUUUCCAGUCGCUGUCGCUGACUGGCAGCAACACUUCUGCCCUGUUCUUCGCCAACAAAUCCUGGAGUUGGAUCCAGCUCUCAGAGCCGACAACUUCGACAAAUUUCGCAGAAAUGGAAAAUGCAACACUUCGGGUCAAAAAAACGCAAAAUAUUGCAUUUUCAUCAACACAACACCAAAAUACAGCAUAAGCCCGAGAUGUCACAUCUCCGUGUAGCGUGUAAAAUAGUCUGCAAAUACUAUAGUCUGCCAAAAAAUUAAGAUAGUCUGUAAAGUAGUCCGUAAGACAGUCUGUUUCCAAGUUGAAAACAGACUACUUUACAGACUACUUUACAGACUUUUUUCCGCUCUUUACAGACUAGACUUGACCUUGUGCAAAUUGCAGAAAAAGUGCUUUUUUAGAGGGAAAUGCUGUAGUUUCAAUUUCUGCCGGAAGUCCGCGAAUUAGCUCCGCGUCUCCAGGAACGGCGGCACGAGGUGCGUGGCCCUAUUUUCUUCAAAGGGCCGCUUGUGACCUUGGGGUCGCCAUCCCGGACUGCCGGUUGUCGCGGGUGACCGUGGCAGCCAGGGCCUUGCGUGUAUCGUGGAUGUUUUCUUUGUUUCUAAUUCGGUCUCCCUGCUUUCUGGGGGGGGUCUGUUUGGGUCCGCGUGAGCCUGACCAAAUGCCAGCGUGACUGCGUCCUGCCCUUGUAACUUCUUGACAACGUUUCUCGAGCAUUAUGGUCGCUGUGACGCGUGUCAAGCGCCUCGGAAUGUCUGAGGGUCGCUCAAGAUGUCAGGACCGUGGAUAAGCUAUUUUUAUUCGACAGGUAAAAGGGAACUUUUAGCACUAUUCAGGUGCGCAUCUUUUUUCAUGAAUUGUGGUAAUGUGUCAAAGCUGUGCUCCCCAUCUUGUAGAAAUGCUCAAUCAAGAACGUGACCUUCAAUGCAUGUGAGACCAUGAUCAUCGACAUUUCGUCAUGUGAAUGUACUGCUACUGCUUCCAUCCUUGUGAUGACUUUUAGAAAAUUUUUAUCGCUUCCGCCGCAGUGCUCAGUCC